Seriola dumerili (greater amberjack) is the source of this 3511-nucleotide messenger RNA. It is a transcript of the gene itga4, whose product is annotated as integrin subunit alpha 4. The coding region runs from base 396 to 3488 and encodes 1030 amino acids. Gene Ontology annotation, molecular function: integrin binding. Gene Ontology annotation, cellular component: integrin complex; external side of plasma membrane. Gene Ontology annotation, biological process: cell adhesion mediated by integrin; integrin-mediated signaling pathway; cell-matrix adhesion. The record is from RefSeq and is a predicted model, not a curated record. Lineage: Eukaryota; Metazoa; Chordata; Actinopteri; Carangiformes; Carangidae. The transcript has 29 exons.
GUCUCAGCGCGCUCGGUUCUCAGUUUCAUUAACUUCAUCUGAAACUCAGAUGAACUAAGACGAAGUUUAGUGUUGACAGAUUUUUCGCUUGAGUUUUUUCGAUUUUCGAUUCAUCACUUGUAUGUCUGUCAGAGAAUCUCGGAGCCUCGUGCGCUCUUGCCUCGCGGUGAUGGACAGUCGGUCCACGCGCUAGACGGUUAACGGAUUGAGGAGGAGCAACAGGAGGUUUCACGACCGAGUCACACCGGGACCAAGGAGGAUUUUACGGACUUUUCUGACACAAACUGCGGCUCUUUUGAUUCUGUUUGCCAGGAACUGAUUAAACAUCUACUCGGUUUCGACAGGAACCACAGUUUGACCCGAUAAAUCUGCUGUCUGAACGUUUGUCCGCCAUCAUGUAUCCCUCAGCGGUCAGCGUUUUUGUGCACUGCAGUUUCGUACUGGCCCUCAUUCAGGUCCUGGUGCUGGUCUGUCCUGCAGCAGGAUACAAUCUGGAUCAGGACCACAGUCUGGAGUUCAGAGGUUCCCCCUCCUCCAUGUUUGGAUACUCAGUCCUGCUGCAUCACCACAGAGCUCAUAACUGGUUGGUGGUUGGAGCGCCAGUCGAGAACUCAACCUCCAAUCCGUCCAUUCAAUCUCCAGGAGCUGUUUAUCGCUGCAACAUCAGUGCUGAGUCCCGUCACUGCCAUCGCAUGCCUGCUGAUGUGCUGAGCUGUGGGAAGACGUGUGAAGCAGAGAGUGAUCACCAGUGGCUGGGAGUCAGUCUGUCCAGACAACCUGGCGACAAAGGAGGACAUGUCAUGGCAUGUGCACACCGCUGGAAGAACAUCUACUACUCCAAGAAAGACAGUCAGAACCACAAGCUGCCUAACGGAGUCUGUUAUCGCUAUGGCAGUGACCUGAGUCACGGCCGACCCAUGAUCCCCUGCUAUAGAGACCACCAGCGGAAGUUCGGUGAAGAUUAUGGGUCAUGUCAGGCCGGUAUUUCUAAUUUCCUGACAGAGGAUCUGAUCAUCAUGGGGGCCCCAGGGACGUCGUACUGGAUGGGCUCAGUCCUGGUGUUUAACACGUCCAGUGGAGGGAUGUCAGUGUACCUUGAUGAUGACACUGGAUCAGUCAGCUUCGGAAGCUACCUGGGUUACUCUGUUGGAGCCGGUCACUUCCUGAGUCCUGCUACUGUGGAGGUGGUGGGUGGAGCUCCGCAGUACAACCAGAGGGGCAAGGUCUUCAUCUUCACUGUAGUGGAGAACAUGUUGCGUGUAAUCUCUGAAGUGUCCGGAAAAGAGCUGGGAGCUUACUUCGGCUCCAGUGUGUGCGUGGUGGAUCUGAAUGCAGAUGGUUUGUCAGAUCUGUUGGUCGGUGCUCCCAUGGCAACCGGCGUUACCAGGGAGGAGGGACGAGUCCACGUGUACAUCAACCAGGGCCAGGCCAACUUGUCGGAGGCGGCGUUUCAGCUGACUGGCAGCGACGCCUAUGCAGCCCGGUUUGGAGAGACCAUUGCUGACCUGGGAGACCUGGACGAUGACGGUUACCAUGAUGUGGCGGUUGGUGCACCACAGGAAGAUGACCUAAAAGGAGCUGUCUACAUCUAUAAUGGCAGGAAGGACGGCAUCUCAUCAACUCCAUCUCAGAGAAUUACUGGAUCCACCUUGGGUCAUAACCUCAGGAUGUUCGGCCAGUCACUGAGCUCCGGCGUUGACAUUGACGAUAAUGGUUACCAGGAUGUGGCAGUUGGUGCGUUCCUCUCAGACUCAGCUGUGGUUCUCAGGACUCGUCCAGUGAUUCAGGUGAAGGCGUCUCUGGCUCUGCCUGAGCAGAUUGACCAGCGGCUGGCGCUGUGCCAAGAACACAAGACUCCAACUGUCUGCUUCAAUGUCACCGUCUGCUUCAGUGUCAGGUCCAGACGGUACACAGGAGCUAUAGAGCUUCAAUAUAAUUUGACCUCUGACCUCCUCCAUAAGCCAUCCUUCCCUCAUCGUUUCUAUUUCCAUGGUAACGGGUCGUCUAAUAGCACAAAGGGUCGUGUGAGAGCACGACAUGGCCAUGUCACUUGUACAACACAUGUGGCUCACCAAAGGAAAGACGUGAGGGAUAUUUUUACUCCAGUCCAGUUUGAAGUUUCCUAUAGUCUCAGAGAAACAAAAACCCACAAAGCCUCUUCUAAAACCUUCCCUCCAUUAAAACCUAUUCUGCAGCAGAGAGCAGGACACCAGAACACCAUCACCAACCAGACUCGGUUUGCUCGUUCCUGUUCUCUGGUAAACUGUUCAACCAACAUGCAGUUGUCAGCUCAACUAGUGCUGCCACAUCAGCAGGACUACUUCGCUCUUGGCUCCGGACAGACCAUCAUGUUGAAAACAUCGCUGUUGAACUCUGGAGACAAUGCAUUCCUGCCACGUCUGACACUCCAAUUCCCAAACAACAUCCACUACAUUAAAGUCCUGCAGAACCAGGAGAAUGUGGUCAGUUGUGAUGUCACUCAGGAAAUCAACAGUACAAUGGUGGUUGUUGACUGCAGCGUCACCAGCCUCCUCCUCCCAGCCCACAACCAGUUGAACAUCAGCUUCCUUUUGGAUGUGAACCAGAACAGCACAGCAGGUGACAUCAACAUCCAUGUUAACACCAGCAGUGAUAACUAUGAGAGGGAGGAGUAUCUCCAUGACAACGCCAUCAGUCUCCCCCUUCAUCUUAAAUAUGGAGUCAACAUCAACAUCCACGGUUUUGUGACUCCCGACUCUUUUGUGUUUGGAGAUGAAGACUUGACUCCAGUUGACUGCUACACUGAAAGAUUCAACUACACAUACAAGGUCUUAAACUCUGGUCCCAGCAGGUCAGUAGAUACUGUGGUUGACAUCGUGUUACCAAAGAUCCUCGCACCGUACCGACACAGACUACUGCAGGUGGUCGACUGGCAGUCAUCUCAUGGUGUGUGUUCGCUCAGUGACACGACUGUUUCAGUCAUCGAGGACUGUGCCGUCCCUCAAGCCUCCUUCAUCAAACAACUCAUCUUCUUUUUCUCCUCCACCUCCACCCGCAGAAUGUUUUGUGGCCGUGGUGAUGAGCUGUGCGAGCGGCUGGUGUGUCGUCUUGGCAACCUGGAGGCGGGGAGAGAUGCCACCAUCCAACUGGAGACCAGACUGAACCCUGCUGUACUACUGCAAGCUCCGGGUCGUCACGGUUUCAUGAAGUUGGAGAGCACAGCGAUGAUAUCAUCUCCCAAAGAAGAUCCUCACACCGUCCUCAUCCAGAAACACCCUCAAGCUCAGGUGGUGGUUGAAGCUCUUUUUACCCAGAAACCCUCAAUGACAGUGAAGAUCUUCAUUAUUGUCGUCAGUUUAGUUUUGGGUCUUUUGAUCUUGGCUGGUCUCAUCUGGUGUCUGUGGAAGGCUGGUUUCUUCAAGAGGGAACUUCAGAAGAAGGAGGAGGAGCUCAGGAGACACAGCUGGGACUACGUUCCCAAAAGCAGCGACAGAGAGAGCUUUUCCUAACUGUCACUUCUACCCCAUGACCU